Messenger RNA from Schistocerca piceifrons (Central American locust), 744 nucleotides. RefSeq names its product esterase E4-like. Lineage: Eukaryota; Metazoa; Arthropoda; Insecta; Orthoptera; Acrididae. The record is from RefSeq and is a predicted model, not a curated record. The transcript is spliced from 5 exons. Bases 1 to 744 code for a protein of 247 amino acids.
AUGGCGGGCGCAGAGCAGGCGACGGUGAAAGUUCGUACCUCGCAGGGCGAGCUGCUCGGUCGCCGCCGGCGCACAGUGUGGGGGUUUCCCUACUGCUGCUUCCAGGGAAUCCCCUACGCGGCGCCACCGGUCGGACCGCUCCGCUUCAAGCCGCCUCAGCCGGCUGCCGCUUGGAGUGUACUCCGAGAUGCGACCAAAGAGGGCAACGUCGCGCCACAGAUGGACAUGCUGUUGGGGAAGUACACCGGCGACGAGAACUGCCUCUUCAUCAACGUCAGCAUGCCCAAGCUGCCGUCAGAGUGCUCUGGUGGUCAGCUGCCAGUGAUGUUCAUGAUCCACGGAGGAGGCCUGGCCGCUCUGUCGGGCAACGAGGACUUCUUCCGUCCAGACUUCCUCAUAGAAAAGGGCGUCGUGUAUGUGUCCUUCAACUAUCGCCUCGGAGUGCUGGGCUUCUUGUGUGCGGGUGACCGUGUGGUGCUGGGGAACAUGGGCUUCAAGGACCAGGUGAUGGCGCUGCGCUGGGUCAAGGACAACAUCGCCAACUUUGGCGGCGACCCCGACAACGUCACCAUCUUUGGCUGCAGUGCAGGGGCGUGGUCCUGCCAUGCCCUCGUCCUCUCUCCACUGGCCAAGGUUCCCUUGCUGAGAGUGCAGGUGCCUGGCAUCGUUCUUCCUGUUGUCACGAAUGGCAUUCAGUCGCAUGUGCCGUGUGACAUGGAUACUAGACAUGCAAACCUCCAGUAA